CGAACAGUGAUGGCGUCAUCGAGGCCCUUCCCACCCACCUGAAACCCGGUUCCCAGUCGGGCCUGGAGCAUGAGUAUUGUAUGGAGGCCAUUUGGGUUCUUCAGAAGACUUCUAAGAGUGGAAAGCUGUAAUCUAACUGGAGCAGAAUCUUUGAUUCUGUUCUCACCAACAACACUGGCACAGAAGAUUAGGGAAGUACCUGGUAUUUUCUUGUUAAGUCAAAGAAAAGGAUUCUCAAUCAUGCCAGAAAUACAAACAAAUAAGAGAGAGCCUGAAUUAUUUUCACCACCCCCUGGUGUUCGAGGAAUGACAAAACUUGAUAGAACAGCUUUUAAAAAAACAGUCACCAUCCCAGUGCUUAAAGCGAAGAAAGAAAUAGUCAACAGAUUGAUGCGAUCCUUGAAAAGAGCAGCAUUGCAGCGCCCCGGCAUGAAGCGUGUGAUUGAAGACCCAGAAGAUGAAGAAAGUAGACUAAUUAUGUUGGAUCCCUAUAAAAUGUUUACUCAUGAGUCCUUUGAGGAAGCGGAACUUAGUAUUUUAAAUCAACUUAAUGUCAAUCCACAGCUAUCUAAAUAUACUUUGGAACUAACUUAUGAAAAUUUUAAGUCAGAAGAAAUCUUGAGAGCUGUGCUUCCUGAAGGUCAAGAUGUGACCUCAGGAUUUAGCAGAGUUGGACAUAUUGCACACCUAAAUCUUCGAGAUCAUCAGCUACCAUUCAAGCAUUUAAUUGGCCAAGUUAUGAUUGACAAAAAUCCAGGAAUCACCUCAGCAGUAAAUAAAAUCAAUAAUAUUGACAAUACAUACCGAAAUUUCCAAAUGGAAGUACUGUCUGGAGAAGAGAACAUGAUGACCAAGGUUCGAGAAAACAACUACAUCUAUGAAUUUGAUUUUUCAAAAGUCUACUGGAAUCCUCGUCUCUCUACAGAACACAGCCGUAUCACAGAACUUCUUAAACCUGGGGAUGUCUUAUUUGAUGUUUUUGCAGGGGUUGGGCCCUUUGCCAUUCCAGCAGCAAAGAAAAACUGCACUGUAUUUGCCAAUGAUCUCAAUCCUGAAUCCCAUAAGUGGCUAUUGCACAACUGUAAAUUAAAUAAAGUAGACCAAAAAGUAAAAGUCUUCAACUUGGAUGGGAAAGAAUUUCUCCAAGGACCAGUCAGAGAAGAGUUAGUACAGCAGCUGGGACAGUCAAAAGAAAGAAAACACUCUGUUCACAUUGUCAUGAACCUGCCUGCAAAGGCUAUAGAGUUCCUAAGUGCUUUCAAAUCACUUUUAGAUGGACAGCAGUGCAGCAGUGAGCUCCUUCCCAUAGUGCACUGUUACAGCUUUUCCAAGGAUGUUAAUCCUACUGAGGAUGUUCGUCGACAAGCUGGAGCUGUGUUAGGCAUCUCUCUAGAGACAUGCAGUACAGUUCACCUAGUAAGAAAUGUGGCUCCCAACAAGGAAAUGCUCUGUAUCACCUUUCAGAUUCCUGCAUCUACACUUUACAAGAACCAGACCAUAAAUCUAGAGAAUCAGGAAGAGCCACAUCCUAAACGGAAGAGAACAGAUAAUGCCUUUUCAGAAGAAGGAACACAAAUAGCAUGAAAACACUUAAUUGGAAUGUUUUCCAUCUCCCCAGUAGACUUAUAUAAAGAAAUACAAUUUGUAUGAUUUCAUAGAAUUUGUUUUAUCAUGCCAUCAUCAAUUAGCUGCCAUAAGUCUACUACUAAAUAGAAAUGCAUUUGUAUUGUUUUGAGACAGUUGCAUAAUUACUUUAAAUUAUAUCUAAUUUUUAUUAGAUAAGUGUUCUUAAACAUUAUUUUUUCCUGAGAAUAUAGUUUUUGAAGAUAAGGUAGUUUCUUGUUGCCUCACCAGGAAAGCAUUAAUAUACUAUCAAUUGUCACUGUAAAAGUAAUAAAAAUAAAUAAUUUAGGUUAAGGAUAGGCAAACUACAUUCAUUGAUAGGGGAGAUCUGGGCCACCAACUGUUUGUAUGUCCUUUGACCUGUGAAUGUUCUUUUAUUUUCAAAUGAUUGGAAAAGAAUAACAUUUUAUGACUUGAAAACUGUAUGUAACUUGAAGGUGUUUUAAAAUUUCUAUGGUAGAAGCAUUGUAGUUAAGAAAAAAAAGAACACUUUCAAGGUUAAGUUGGCAAAAGUUUCCUUUUCAUACUCAUACUUGAAUAUCACCAUGAUUUCAAACCAUUCCUAACAAGGAACAAGCACAGAAUCAAGAUGUAUGACAAGAGAAAUAUUAAAACUACUUAUCAGCCCUGGAAAUCAGAAAAUAUAAAGUGAACUCGUGUAGCCAUUUUUAACUAAAGUUUGCAUUACAAUCACUGUGACUGUGGAGAAAAUGCCCCUAGUAAGGCAAAUCACCAGGUUGAGCCAGCCAGUGGCUGCACAACUCUAAAGGGACUGGCAUCACAAACUUUGUUCCUCAGGGAGGUACAAAGACAAAAUAUACAGCAAUACCAAAGAUCAACCAUUUAUUCACUGUGUGACUUCUCUAAGCUUCAAAUUCAGGUAUAACGACUAUUCUUAAGAACUUUUGUACAGGUUAUAUUCAAUAUUGUAUGACAAGUGCUUCCAUUACAGAGCUCCUACCACUGCUUCAUUCUCACCCACUUCCCACUCCCAAAGAGCUACUUAAAAGCCAACCAACCACCUAUUGGCUAGAGCUCAAUGGCUACUGGUAUUAUUCUUGAAUUUUGGUGUGCAUGAAGUUUUAUUGGAAUA
This is a messenger RNA of Perognathus longimembris pacificus (Pacific pocket mouse), 2716 nucleotides long. RefSeq names its product tRNA methyltransferase 5 (gene Trmt5). Gene Ontology annotation, cellular component: cytoplasm; mitochondrial matrix. The record is from RefSeq and is a predicted model, not a curated record. Lineage: Eukaryota; Metazoa; Chordata; Mammalia; Rodentia; Heteromyidae. Gene Ontology annotation, biological process: tRNA N1-guanine methylation; mitochondrial tRNA methylation. Bases 70 to 1584 code for a protein of 504 amino acids. The transcript is spliced from 5 exons.